AUGCCAUCUGAUAAACCCACCGUCGGUGUCGCUGGAGCGAAUGGGAAAUUAGGAAUACAUGUCAUCAAUGCUCUCAUCUCCGAAAGCUUCAGGCCCAAUUUUGGGAGCGUGGUCGCUCUUGUCCGUGAAUCUGCACCUCAGUAUACCAGAGACAUAUGGGAAAGGCAAGGCGUGACAGUGAGGAUUUACAAUGAAAAGAACAUGACCGAGAGCUUGGCUGGGAUUGAUAUCCUCAUCAAUGCCCUCAGCUCAAAAGGUCACCUCUAUAAGGAUGCAAUUGCAGAGGCCCUUCCGUUGACGAAAGUUUGCCUAUAUUUUCCUUCCGAAUUUGGAGUGGACCAUGUCGUCCAUGAGUUCAACCAAGUAUUUUGGGAUGCCAAGAAAAGACAUUACGACGAUGUACAAAAGAUUGAUUCCAUAAGGGUCAGUCGGGUCUACGUUGGCCUCUUCACUGAGGAUUCCAUCGGCUCGUGGUUUGGCUUCAAUACCAAAACUGGGGUGUACGAGUGCGUUGGAUCUCCGGAUGCAAAAAUCUCGUUCACCAGCAGAGAAGAUUCGGGGACGGCAAUGGCAGCACUCGCAUCGUUGCCAUUAUCUGAUGUUCCUGAGGAAGUGCACAUUGCAGGCGACACUCGAUCUUUCAACGAGAUUGCCAAAAUAAUGGAGGAUUCGGGAGCCGGCCCAAUUACUAUUCAGCAACUGAAUUUGGAAGAGUUCAAGGACAAAUUGAUGAAGGAGCUAGUAGCAUCGCCGGCUCCCUAUCUAAGAUUUCUCGUUGGGGAGGGGAAGAUUGAUCAUCGUAAGGGACGAUUAGGGUGUGAUAAUGAUCUUGUCAACAAGGAUGAGACCAAUUGGAAGUGGACAACUCUGACUGAUCUGGCGGAGAGGACUGGGGGAAAGCCGAAUGCCUAG
Hyaloscypha bicolor E is the source of this 912-nucleotide messenger RNA. RefSeq names its product isoflavone reductase family protein. The coding region runs from base 1 to 912 and encodes 303 amino acids. The transcript is spliced from 2 exons. The record is from RefSeq and is a predicted model, not a curated record. Lineage: Eukaryota; Fungi; Ascomycota; Leotiomycetes; Helotiales; Hyaloscyphaceae.